Molecule: messenger RNA, 2496 nt
Organism: Phyllostomus hastatus (greater spear-nosed bat)
Lineage: Eukaryota; Metazoa; Chordata; Mammalia; Chiroptera; Phyllostomidae
Gene: NKX6-1
Product: NK6 homeobox 1
Exons: 4
Coding region: 8-1159 (383 amino acids)
Biological process (GO): cell differentiation; regulation of transcription by RNA polymerase II
Cellular component (GO): nucleus
Molecular function (GO): RNA polymerase II cis-regulatory region sequence-specific DNA binding; DNA-binding transcription factor activity, RNA polymerase II-specific
Source: RefSeq, a predicted model, not a curated record
CCGUGGGAUGUUAGCGGUGGGGGCGAUGGAGGGCACUCGGCAGAGCGCGUUCCUGCUCAGCAGCCCGCCCCUGGCCGCCCUCCACAGCAUGGCCGAAAUGAAGACCCCGCUCUACCCCGCCGCGUACCCCCCGCUGCCCGCCGGUCCCCCCUCCUCUUCCUCCUCCUCCUCCUCCUCGUCGUCGCCCUCCCCGCCUUUGGGCGCCCACAACCCGGGCGGCCUGAAGCCCCCGGCCGCGGGGGGGCUCUCUUCCCUGGGCAGCCCCCCGCAGCAGCUCUCGGCCGCCACCCCACACGGCAUCAACGACAUCCUGAGCCGGCCCUCCAUGCCCGUGGGCUCAGGGGCCGCCUUGCCCUCCGCCUCGCCCUCGGGUUCCUCCUCCUCCUCCUCUUCCUCGUCCACCUCCGCUUCUUCAGCUUCCGCCGCGGCGGCUGCAGCGGCUGCAGCUGCGGCCGCCGCCUCGUCCCCAGCGGGGCUGCUGGCCGGCCUGCCCCGCUUCAGCAGCCUGAGCCCGCCGCCGCCGCCGCCCGGGCUCUACUUCAGCCCCAGUGCCGCAGCCGUGGCCGCCGUGGGCCGGUACCCCAAGCCACUAGCCGAGCUGCCCGGCCGGACGCCCAUCUUCUGGCCGGGAGUGAUGCAGAGUCCGCCCUGGAGGGACGCGCGCCUGGCCUGCACCCCUCUACACUCGGCCGGCAUGAACCCGUUGAAGACAGGCCCAUGGCCUGCGGAAGAGGAUCAAGGAUCCAUUUUGUUGGACAAAGACGGGAAGAGAAAACACACGAGACCUACGUUCUCCGGCCAGCAGAUCUUCGCCCUGGAGAAGACUUUCGAGCAAACGAAAUACUUGGCGGGGCCCGAGAGGGCUCGCUUGGCCUACUCUUUGGGGAUGACGGAGAGUCAGGUCAAGGUCUGGUUCCAGAACCGCCGGACCAAGUGGAGGAAGAAGCACGCGGCGGAGAUGGCCACCGCCAAGAAGAAGCAAGACUCGGAGACUGAGCGGCUCAAGGGGGCUUCGGAGAACGAGGAGGAGGACGACGACUACAACAAGCCCUUGGAUCCCAACUCGGACGACGAGAAAAUCACGCAGCUGCUGAAGAAGCACAAGUCCGGGGGCGGUGGCCUCCUGCUGCACGGGUCCGAGACGGACGGCGCGUCCUGAGAGCCACGGCCCUGCUGCCGCCGGGGCCGUGGGGCCGCGAGUUCGCGAGCCCUGCCUUCCCGCCCCGCCUGCGGGGCCCUUUGCUAUUUUGAGAUGUACAUAUCUAUUUUUUUAACCUAGAAGUUGAGGGAGGAGGGGAGGAGAGACUCGGGGUUGGUGAGAAGGCAGAAAAGACAACGAAAUGCGAUGCGUCAAGAACGCAACUGAAGCUAGCAUCUGGACCCCUCUCCCAGGCCCGCUGGGUACCCUGACCCCGCACCCCGCACCCCGCGGUGGGAGCGGCCUCCAUCCCUGCCCACUCACGUGUCCAGGCCCCAGCGCUUGGCAGGGACGGGGGUGGGGGCUCAGGGAAGGCUUUUCGAAGGAUGGACAUCCACUGUGCUGGGGACCUCGGAGCUAGGCGUGCGGGCAGCCGCCUCAGAUGGGAAGAGGGACGUUUCUCUCUCCCCUACAAACUGCUGUGUGGACUAAAGUAACCUGUUGAAGGCCCUUUGUAAAUAAAUCGUGAGUCACACUGACUAGAAAUUACUUUAUUGUUAAUAUUUAAAAUGUAAAACGCUUUUUUGGAAUUUGGUAUAAAAAGAUGGACAUCCUUCCUUCUCUCUAUCCCUUUUAAGAGCUGUUCAAACCACACGUUCCCCUUUUAUUUUGAACGUCAUUGGAGAAGCAUAGAAAAGAAUAUCCUCAGCUUCCCUCUGCAGCUACUCUGCCGGGUUUGGGUUUUUAGUAUCUCAUUUCCCCCUCGUCCCUUCUCGAUUUUCCCGACCACCCCUGGUCCCCCUCCCGCCUCCAGCCUCUUUGCCUCCAGGACUUAAAGUAGAAGACGUGGAACUAGGAAAGGGGGUUCCUCUCUGAAAUUGCACAGUCGUUUGUUGCUAUUUAUUAGUGAUUUAAAGAAAGUAUUGGGAAGGGAGGGGCUACAUAGCUUGUAUUUAAUUUAACUCCUUUCUGAUAAAAAUGCGUGUUAAAGUAGAUGGUGGGAAUCGUUACAACUGCUCUGGGUCAGAAACAUAAAAAUCCAUUUAGUUGCUAUAAUUGAAUUUGAAGUGUUUUGUAUGAUAAGAAUACUACAGACUAUGUAAAUUGUUUUCUUUUUAAAGCUGAUAACGGUGAUAUAUUAGCAUCUUUAAUUUUUAUUAAUUUAUAUAAGAAAUUUGGUUUGUAAAGAGAAAAGACACCCCUCCCCCGCAAGACCAGUUAAAUGUAAUGCACUUUGUUUCAAAGGAUAAAUCAAAUUAAAAAAAUGUUUGAAGAUGUCUGUUGCCUUGAAUGAAAGGGUACAGAUAAUCUGAUCUCAUCAGAGAUUUCAAAUAAAAGUCAAGACCACAAAAAUCUUA